AUGAUGUUCAAUAAUUUUUGUCUUCUUCUGUUUCUUCUUCAUCAUUAUAUUUAUAUGAAUGUACUUGUAGUAACGGUACAGGCAUCCGUACAAAACAAAUAUAUUGAAAGCAUGAUAAAAAGUUUUGAAGAUGCUGAAAGGAAAAUAGAGGAUUUCACAGAUCAACUGAAGGAAACCGGAGAUGAAUACGAACAGGUCGAUGAAUAUAUAAAGUGUUCAAAUGAACGUUUAGAAGUUCAAAAUCGAUUGAAACUGCUGACAGAAAUAUACCUUAAUAAAUCGAAGAUAUUGAAAGACUGUUUUAACAGUGAAUUGUUGGACAUUGAAAAUGAAGUUAUAAAUUUUGGAGAUAUUGGGUAUUUAAAUAGCCUGAUUGAUUCAAGGAUCAUUAAUAUUUACGGGUUAAAUCGUAUGUCAUUUGAGAACAAGUAUCUAUCAGAAAUUGCUAAGGAACUUUCACAUCAAUCCAAAACGCUUGGGACUGGAACACAGAACCAAAGUAAUCUGUUGGAAGAAUCAACAACAACACUCAUUUCAUCAACUAUGAACGAAAAAACACUAUCACAAAAGGUAAAACCUUCAAACAAAGUUAACAAAAGAAAUAUUUUAAUUAAAAAACAACAUAAUGAAGUGAAUGCAGUACAGCAUGAAACAAUAUUAAAUAAUACACAUUCUUCAAUAACUGAAAAUUCAUCAACUGAAGUUAACAGAAAAAAUGUUCUAAUUAAAAAACAACUUAAUGAAGUGAAUAUAUUGCAGAAUGAAAGAAUAAAAAAUUAUACACAUUAUUCAAUAACUGAAAAUUCAUCAUUUGAUGGAAAAUUCUAUCUGAUAUAUUUGGUUAUUAUUAUACUAUCAGCAAUAUUUAUUACUGGAGCUGUCUAUAUAUUGUGUACACAUUCAAUGUUUGUUCAUUUCAAUUUGAAAUAA
Molecule: messenger RNA, 930 nt
Organism: Schistosoma rodhaini
Lineage: Eukaryota; Metazoa; Platyhelminthes; Trematoda; Strigeidida; Schistosomatidae
Source: the annotation of a GenBank genome assembly